UCGAAGCGUAAAUGACUGAAAAAGCUCAUCCUCGUUCUACUGUAAAUGGGUAGCCAAGGGGGUGAUGCGCGUGGAGGUUGAGAAGGCGUGCCGUAGUUCCCGCCCAUCCCUCGUCGAGAGCACUCUCUGUGCCCCGGCUUGUCAAGGGUUUCUCUCACCCGGGUCGCGCGCGCGCGUUUCUCAUUCUCCACAACACCCCCACUCGAACUGCAGCCACAAUGGGGUACGAUGUGCCACGCGACGGACACGCCACACACACCAUAAACCCCCGAGAGCCAGCAAACACCGUUGUGUUCAUUUAUUUUUCAUCGUAAAAACAAAAAAACAUUUUCAACAUUUUGAACGUAUCAGUCCGUGAACUCCCCCUCAAGUGUUUCCAGAUCUACCGUGUCCUGUGACUGGACCACAUCAUUUCUCAUCAUCAUUCUCACUCCGUGUCUCGUGGGGGAUUUUUUUUUUUCAACUCCUAAUUUUUUUUUGUCUCUCUCUCUCUUGGUGUAUCCUGCACGGUAGCCUUUAUCCACUCACACACUCCUUCGGGAGUCACCGCAGACACGCAACUUACCAACCGUACCUCCAAUUCCCUCCACUCCCUGUCCUUUACCUGGGCUGCUGACUGCUCCACGACACGAGGGCCCGGCUCUCAGCCGCACUCACGCGGCCAACUUCUUCUCGGCUUCUUCGAGACACUCUCGGUGGAGUUCAACAGAUAAUUCACAUCAUCCAAGGCGCACUUCAUUCAUUGGACAUUAAUUUUUUCGCGGCGAUUCUAUCCUCUGGGAAAGACGGCCGGAGCAUCGCUGUCGGGCAUUCGGCAAUUGGGCUCGUUACUUUCAAUUAUUCAUUUUGAGUGAUCAUUGGGGAUUUGUGAUUUGAGGAGGCUGAGAGUUGUGGUUACUGAAAGGGGGUGACAUUGAACAUUGUGUGCAUGUUUAAUUGACUAUUGGGAAUUAAUCAUUGUGCGAUGGUUCCUCAUUUACCGAGUGGAAGGAUGAGGUAGAAAUUGAGGGAGAUUAAAGAACCAUCAUAUUCGUCGUGCGGAAAUAUCAAAGAGGACAUAACGGUGCUGAAUCGGGAGGAGAUCGAUUUGACGGGAAUUUCUACGGCUAUAAAAUCAGUCGUAAAAAAUAUCAACAGAUAACCGUGGAAGCCCGGAGUAAGGAUGCCACAUACAGGUCAAGCUGGUGUCAACCAACUGGGUGGUGUAUUUGUCAAUGGACGACCGUUACCCGACUGUGUAAGACAGCGAAUUGUCCAACUGGCGCUUGUUGGUGUCAGGCCCUGUGACAUAUCACGACAGUUACUCGUCUCUCACGGCUGUGUCUCCAAGAUACUGACGAGAUUUUACGAGACUGGUAGCAUAAGACCCGGCAGCAUCGGCGGAAGUAAAACUAAGACUAACAACCGGGGAUUACCGUUGCAGCAAGUGGCAACGCCGACGGUAGUGAAGAAGAUACUGAGGAUGAAGCAGGAGCAACCAACAAUGUUCGCUUGGGAAAUCAGGGAACAAUUGGCUAGACAAGGUGCAUGUGAUCCACAGAGUUUACCUUCUGUGUCGUCGGUCAAUAGAAUACUCAGGGGCGGUGGAUUACAUACGGAUCAUCCGGGAAUUGAUGCUGGCUCAUCUAGUGGGUAUCAAACUCACGUGCCAUCGAGCCCGGAGACUAGAGAAGCCCUGAUGAGAACGGAUUAUCAAUUAUUUUACCCCGGCUCCCUGGGUCCCCUUCACAUAUCAACGAGUGGAUCAACUGGAAAUCCAAAUGCACCAACGUGGAAUCCCGGAUUUUACUCGUCCCUCUAUCAAGCAACCACACUGCAUCUGCAUCAUGGAAUGCAGGCAUUCACUACACUGGAGCAAGAGAGAAUGGCUGAACAGCAGAGUGGACAGGGUCAAGUUGAACUCAAAUCAAGUUCAAGCUCAAUGGCAGGAAGUGAUGAUUCCCUAGACAAGAGUGAUUUAGACGAUAAUGUUGAAUCGCAGGACAAUUACAAGUCCUUCCAAAGUUCUCCAAUAAUCCUAGAACUGGGCCAGAAGAUCGGCAGCGAUCGAAGUGCUUUUGUUCGUCAUGGAACACCUAAUUCAUCAAAUAACUUUGAAAUAUCCCGAACAAGUCCCUCAUCAGCAAUUGGCGACGACAUAACACCACAGACGUCACGAAGUGCUAACGAAAAUUCGAGUGAUACCAGUACUGAAGGAGUUUCGUCCAAGAACAGGCCCCAGCAGCCCCAGAAAAAACGAAAUCCCUACUCCAUCGAAGAAUUACUGAAAAAAGAUGAGCGCAGUGUGAGUAGUAAAAGACCGCGAGUGAUUGUAACCGGCAUUGUUCAGCCAUGUGGCAUAAUAGUAGGUAAAGAGGGGUAGGAUCUAUCUUGUCUCAAUGUAAAUUAACAAGUACAUUAAUUAUUCAAAUAAUGUAGACGAAAUUUAACGCAUUAUUCAACAGUGGGACUUGACUUAACGGAAAUUGUGUAUAUAUUACAAUGUAUAGGGUACGAUUCGUCGAAGGAGUUACAAAAUUCUUUUAUUUUAUUUUUGAAAUGGCAAUAAAGGGAGGUGAUGUGUCACAACUUGUGUUAAAUUCAUUUCGGAGUGGCUCAAAUAAAAAUUUCAACGCAUAAAGAAUAUUUGGAACACGUCAGGACAUACUGUCAUUGUACGUAGGCUGUCAUAAAGCCAUAAAACCGAAGUCACCAUGCACUGUGUCUCACGAUUCCUCUGACACACGUGUGAAUGAGUUAAGCUGCAACAAGAGAGAGAAUUCACUGAUUUUUCUCUCCGGAAAUAAAAAUAACAUUGAGGAAAUAAA
Molecule: messenger RNA, 2807 nt
Organism: Diachasmimorpha longicaudata
Lineage: Eukaryota; Metazoa; Arthropoda; Insecta; Hymenoptera; Braconidae
Gene: Poxn
Product: paired box pox-neuro protein
Exons: 6
Coding region: 1163-2362 (399 amino acids)
Biological process (GO): anatomical structure development; regulation of transcription by RNA polymerase II
Molecular function (GO): DNA-binding transcription factor activity, RNA polymerase II-specific; RNA polymerase II cis-regulatory region sequence-specific DNA binding
Source: RefSeq, a predicted model, not a curated record